Messenger RNA from Bombina bombina (fire-bellied toad), 1430 nucleotides. RefSeq lists its product as uncharacterized. The transcript has 8 exons. Gene Ontology annotation, molecular function: protein binding. The record is from RefSeq and is a predicted model, not a curated record. Bases 44 to 1363 code for a protein of 439 amino acids. Gene Ontology annotation, biological process: signal transduction. Lineage: Eukaryota; Metazoa; Chordata; Amphibia; Anura; Bombinatoridae.
UGUGGUUUCACUUUCAGUGCUGCGCUUCUACACUGAGGAGGCAAUGGCCACAGCACAGUGCCCUCUACAAAACAAAUAUAAGGUUUUGGCAGCUAACCUGUCUCACAUCCUUCCGAUGUCAGCAUGGGAGUCACUAAAGUCAAUGUGGUUUGAUGUGCUGACUCCGGCUGAGCGUCAGAGCCCCAAUAUCUCUAUUGUCAGACUUUUAGACAUCACUAACCUAAAGGAGCAGCUAAAGUGUAUGGGACACAUGGAGGGUGUACAACUCUGCCAGAAGUAUGAAAACAAUGUGAUCCAGCACCUCCAAGAUGAUGUUGUCACCCAGAGAACUUGUUCAUGUAGAAAACUGAGCCCAGAAGAAAUUGAUGAACUGCACAGCACAGAAAUCCCCUUGACUUCACCUGUCCAAAACAGCUCUCCCCAAGAAAAUGAUGAGGACAUCUCUUUUACCAAGCAAUUCACACAGGACUGCGCCAUCACCGGCCAGACCAAGGCACAGGACUUGGAUUCAAAAAGCCCAACUCAGCUCUACAAAGAGGAAGAGAGUAAUAGUAAAUCUACCGCCUGCUUUAAUUCUUUACCCUAUAACACAUACCAGGAAAUGAAUACAGUAAACAACGAGCAAAUCCCCAAAACUCAAAAUGUUCUGCAGCAGAAAAUGCCCCAGCCAGAUUCCAGCACGACUAUGGCAGAAGAUAUGCUUCCCUCUGAUUAUGGCAAACCCCUGCGCUCCUACUAUACGCCUGAGAGCUCAGUUUUCCAGCUGCAAAUCUCUACCACGAUGAUACAGCAAUCUCUAGACCAUCCAAGACCAGCUGCUUUGUGGUCAGAUGAAGUUGUCUCUGGAUUCACCAAACUCCCUGAUUUCAGCUUUGACGAGGCAAAAGCUCUGCACCCUCUGCUCAAUACUCCAGAGGCCUGCAAUCUUCUGAGUGUGAAGCAGUUUCUCCUGCAGUUGCAGAGCCAACCAGGAGCUAAAGAAAGACUCCGGGGACUUACGCGGCUACUGAAGACAUUAGGAAGGAGAGACGUUGUUGAAUCCAUGCACGAACAGAGGAAUUUGCUUCAUUUUCUUGGUCCUGUCCUGCCUGAGCGGCAGCUAAUUAGAAAUAUGAAUUUUACCCUAUGGUUCAAUUUCACAACUGCACUAAGCAUCUCUGAAAGCACAGGGAAGGACUGGAUGUGGCUGGCAGACAAAUUUGAGAUCCCGCGUCACUUUGUAGAUUUAUGGCACCAGAAAAGCAAAAAUCCUGCAAAAAAAGUACUGCAAACUUGGCAGGUGAAGGUGGGCGAAGCCACCAUAGGUCGGCUGUUUGAUUUAAUGAUGGAAAUGGGGCGGGAAGAUUUGGCUUCAAUGUUAUAAAGGUGGAUCGCACUGAUUUUUAUAGAAUUGACAGCGCCAUUACUACUAAUAAACUGAAUCAAACAGA